GGCGCUUGUUGACACGUUCAUACCGAGAACGUCCGAGAAGUAGCGUGGGGAGUUUCUCAGCCAUGGUAAGCCUUGCAGAGCGGUCCCUGCUCGAAACUGAGUUAUCGCGCAAGACGAAUGUUUUCUGAAAAUUCCCGUCUGGGACCGGCCCGGGAACCAUGUCCGCUCCGACCCCGCAUCGACAUGAGCAAGAUUUGGUUCAGCGGCGUGACCUCACAGAGUCGUCGUUCAAAAACCAAAGAGGCUGGCGUUCUCUUCCUCAAGCUGUCAAUGGCGCAAGGCAGACGGCAGCACAGCAGCAGCCGAACCGGGUUGAGGGGAGCAGGAUCCAACCACUACCUCUGAGUAAUCGGGGCAUAAGGUGGCGACUUGAGGACAAUCCCAGCACCAGGGAGCCUCCGCUGGAUGACUGCGUGCGGAUGGGGACGCUGUUUGGGAUGUUCAAUAAGUGUCUGCGAGGGAUGGGUUUCAGCCAGAUGUACUUUGGAGACAAGAUAGUCGAGCCAGUGGUGGUCAUUUUCUUCUGGCUACUGCUGUGGUUCCUUGGCAUUCAGGCUCUUGGACUUGUGGGAACUCUGUGCAUCAUCAUCAUUUACAUCCAGGAGUAAUGAGAGUCGGCACUUUGGUAGCUGUGGAUGCUUUUGGAAAUUUUCGGUUUGGACGGCCCUGCACAACGGCGCUUUUAUAGAGACCUGUCCUGUCAUGUUGACGAACGGGGGCUUUGCAGGUAUUAGUGGAGGAAUUGGAAACAAAGAAGAAGUCAAGAUACAAAAGAUAAUUUGACCAUUUUUAAAAAAUAUAAAUCCAUGUGGUGAAUUUGGCAACCAAUUAAAGCAGCAGUUUAAUUGGUUUUGCCCCACGGGCCGGUUUAAUGUCAGACAAUAUUUUCACCGUUAAAGUGUGGCGGAUAAAUACAACAAAAUAAUAUGAUAUGACCUGCAUGAAAACUGUCGUAUUUUUGAAACAAUAAUAAAUACGAAUCGUGACACGAGGAACAUCCUAUCUGACCGCAACCCUCUGUGAUCGCUUUGGUAAUGUUUAAAACGUGCCUUCAAAAUAAGCUACACCGCAAAUACAAAGUGCAUAAAAAACACAACUCAACAUUGCCACAUAUCAUGCUGAGUGGGAAUCUCUCGUUGAACUAAAUACGUAUUUUAAGUGGGACUCUUGAUACUGUCGAUUAAAUGUAGCCUUCUUUUUCUUGGUCGUCAGAGGCUCCUCUUCUGGGUCCUGGCUGGGCCUUUUUCCCUUUCCAAAUACUAUUUUUUUUUAAAACUCAUUUUGCUAGCUCAUGGGUUUCAUUUUAGCGGUAACCGAGAAGCACACCUUGACCUGCGUCAAGAGUGACAUACUUCUAGAGACAAUCCAGUAAUUUUUAAAUGAAUGCAACGGAAGUAUUGUAAGUUAUUCUUUCUGUGCGGCCCAGUCCCAAAUUACAUCUGAAUAAGACAAGAAAACCUUUAUUUGUCUCACAAUGGAGAAAUCCCAAUUUACAGCAACAAAAUUAUGAAAAGGAGAAGUAGAAGAGGAAAAAGUAUACAUGUAUAAAUAAAUGCAAAUUACAAAAUCUGAAUGACACACGGACCGGUACUGGUCUGCGGCUCGGGGACCACUUCAUUAAAGAAUACCAAGAGUGACUUAUAAGGUGUCUACCAUUGAGGCCUUUUUACUUUUGGCUUAUACUUUCUACUGUACAAUUCGGGCAGAUAACCGACAAAAUAUUACUGGGUUUGCCGCCUACAUUUUGAGAAUGUCUGAGAGGUUGUUGGUUUUUUUUUUUGGGGGGGGGGAUCAAUUAAUACAAAAGAAAAAUUGUGAUUUUAGAGUUUCUUGAUGCUGUCAAUACGAGGGGGCACGGUCCUAAUUUCUGUUUGAGUUCAUCCCAAUUUAUUCGGACUGAUAGGGCUAAGAUCAGGGCAUUAUUCGGUCACACCCGUCCCACAUCAAACUUAUUCAAGCUAUAAUCCUGUCUUUUGGACUUUGGUUUGUGCAAUGGCACAGUAAAGUUCACAACUGCUGAUUGCAUUCUCCUGAGGGAAACAAUAAACUUCCUUUUUGGAAAAGUA
Hippocampus zosterae (dwarf seahorse) is the source of this 2066-nucleotide messenger RNA. RefSeq names its product family with sequence similarity 241 member A (gene fam241a). The transcript has 2 exons. NCBI's taxonomy places the organism in Eukaryota, Metazoa, Chordata, Actinopteri, Syngnathiformes, Syngnathidae. Bases 159 to 608 code for a protein of 149 amino acids. Gene Ontology annotation, cellular component: intracellular membrane-bounded organelle. The record is from RefSeq and is a predicted model, not a curated record.